This is a messenger RNA of Macadamia integrifolia, 2035 nucleotides long. RefSeq names its product terminal nucleotidyltransferase 4B. The transcript has 13 exons. The record is from RefSeq and is a predicted model, not a curated record. Bases 179 to 1810 code for a protein of 543 amino acids. Gene Ontology annotation, molecular function: poly(A) RNA polymerase activity; mRNA binding. NCBI's taxonomy places the organism in Eukaryota, Viridiplantae, Streptophyta, Magnoliopsida, Proteales, Proteaceae. Gene Ontology annotation, biological process: RNA 3'-end processing. Gene Ontology annotation, cellular component: TRAMP complex; nucleolus.
AUCUACGUUCGGUUGCUUAACGAACGUGAAGGCGGAGCCGCACGCAGUCCCAAUGGCCAAGGCCCAUUGCUCCAAACCCUUUUUACUGUUUUCCCUUUCUUUUCUUCACUCUCCUCUGUUCGUUGCUUCGGCUCAACCUGGUUGCCGUUGCCGACUCCGACAGUAAUUAGUACAUGCAAUGGAGAUCGAGGGCUUACUCUACGAAACCCUAGGCCCUCUGUCUGCCUCUACCGUCACCUCAACGGAUCCAUCCGAUACCGACACGACCGAGCCGUACUCCGUCUUCCGUAAUCAAAUUUCUGAUUCGUUGCCCAACCGUCCUUCGCCGGAAACUGCCGCUCCCGAUUACUUCUCCCUCGACGUCGACGCUGACGAUGAUGUCGAUGGCUUGACACAAUCCUCUGCUGCCCCUGUAUCUCCUGCUGCUACUACCCCUGUGGCUCGAACUGAAGAACGGGUGCUCGAGUCGGGCUGGUUCAGAGCCAAUGGUCGUUUUAAGAGCCCCAUGCUUCAGCUCCAUAAAGAGAUUCUUGAUUUUUGCUCCUUUCUCUCUCCAACCCCUGAAGAGCAAGCGUCACGAGCCCAGGCUGUAGAUUGCGUUUCUGAAGUCAUUAAAUAUAUAUGGCCUCACUGUAGGGUUGAAGUGUUUGGAUCAUAUAGGACAGGGCUUUAUCUACCAACCAGUGAUAUUGAUGUUGUGAUUUUGGAAUCAAAGGUCAACUCUCCUCAAAUUGGUUUAAAAGCUCUUUCUAGAGCAUUGUCACAAAGGGGAAUUGCCAAAAAGAUACAGGUGAUUGGAAAAGCUCGUGUGCCAAUUAUUAAGUUCGUAGAAAAAAGAAGUGGCAUUUCUUUUGAUAUUAGUUUUGAUGUGCAAAAUGGGCCACAGGCUGCUGAGUUUAUACUGGAUGCCAUAACCAAAAUUCCACCCCUAAAGCCAUUGUGUUUGAUACUGAAGGUGUUUCUACAGCAAAGAGAACUGAAUGAGGUUUAUUCUGGCGGAAUUGGCUCAUAUGCUCUACUUGCUAUGCUCAUAGCACAGUUGCAGACGCAUUGGAGAGGACAGGUUUUCCAUGAUUCCCAAACUAAGCCCGAACAUAACUUGGGAGUCCUUCUAGUCAACUUCUUUGACUUUUAUGGUCAUAAACUGAAUACUUGGGAUGUUGGUGUAUCCUGCAAAGAGCCAGGAACCUUUUUCUUGAAGAUUAACAAAGGGUUCUUGAAUGCUAAACGACCGUAUCUUCUGUCCAUAGAGGACCCACAGGCACCGGAUAAUGACAUUGGGAAGAACUCUUUCAACUAUUUUCAGAUCAGGUCAGCUUUUGCGAUGGCUUUCUCGACAUUGACUAAUGCGAAGACAAUUAUAGGUUUGGGUCCUGACAGGAGCAUUCUUGGGACCAUUAUAAGACCAGACCCAGUUUUAUUAGAACGAAAAGGGGGCGCCAACGGAGAGAUGACUUUUGAUAGCUUGAUCCCCGAAUCAGGCAAAGUGGUGCAGCCACAGUUCAGGAAUGAUAAUGAAUUCUUAUGUAAUUGGCAGUUGGAUGAGGACGAACCACUGCCAAGGGGGGAUAAUGUUGCUGUGGAAGAUAGUCGGCAUUCCUCACGAAAGAGGAAAGCUUUCAAGGAGAAGUUUAAAGCCAAGGGAAAGGAAAAUGGGGAGAUGUCAAAGAAAAGACAUGAAGAAAGUGCAGUGAGGAAGAAGGGAAUUAAGAAGCGGUUUAGAGAAUCAAAAGACCACCAAGAUGGAGAUGACAGAUACGGUGGCGGUGGUUAUUGUGCUAGACAGUCCCCAUGGAGUCGUAGCUGUUAGAAUUUUGCAUGUCCAUUUCUCUGGCACAUGAGGGCUUAAAUAGUGAUUAGACCUUAAGUUAUACAAGAGAGUUGCAAAUGCAUGUGAUAUCAGCCUUCUGCAAAUGUCAGAUUACCGAAAAUACAGUUUUGACAGCAGAUUAUCUGAGUGUAACGUUAUGCCUACAAGUUGUUCAAGUUAAUUUUUCAUGAAGCAUUCUAGUGAUGAAAGAGAAGUUACAAUUCC